Molecule: messenger RNA, 948 nt
Organism: Candidozyma haemuli
Lineage: Eukaryota; Fungi; Ascomycota; Pichiomycetes; Serinales; Metschnikowiaceae
Exons: 1
Coding region: 1-948 (315 amino acids)
Molecular function (GO): alkaline phosphatase activity; phosphoglycolate phosphatase activity
Source: RefSeq, a predicted model, not a curated record
AUGACUCGUCAAGCCACAACGAAUAAAGUUUCUACAAAGGAAGAAGCACUCAAGCUUCUUGACCAAUAUGACCACUUCUUGUUUGACUGUGACGGUGUGAUUUGGCUUGGGCCCGAUAAGAUCGCUGGAGCCUCAGAGUUUAUUGAGCUCUUAAAGGAGAAGAACAAGUCAUAUGCUUUUGUCACCAAUAACUCGUCUGUGUCUAGAGAGACGUACUUGAAGAAGUUUGAGAAGUUGGGAUUCCCUGAUGUCAAUAAGGAUAAGAUAUUCCCUUCUUGUUACGCUGCUGCUCUUAUUCUUCAGAGAGACCUUAAGGUUCCUGAGGGAUCCAAAGUGUGGGUUCUUGGAGAUGAGGGAAUUGAGGAUGAGCUUAAAGAGGCAGGCUAUGUUCCAUUGGGCGGUAACGAUCCUGCGUUGGACGAUGAUUGGGACCCAGCUCACAGAUUGCUCCAGGUUGACGAGGGCGUGAAGGCAGUUGUCAUUGGCUCCACCAAGAAGUUGAACUACUUGCGUGUGGCUACGACGUUGCAGUAUCUUUUACACAACAACCGGUCGAUUCCAUUUAUCGGUACGAACAUUGAUAAGACGUAUCCUGGUCCGUUCGGCACCGUUUUGCCUGCUGGCGGGUCUUUCGUGAACUACAUGAGUUUCACAUCCAGCAGAGAUUUCAUUGACGUUGGCAAGCCCAGCUCGCUUCUUCUUGAUUCAAUCAUCAAACACUGUCAGUUUGACCGCAGCAAGACGUUGAUGUUUGGCGAUACUUUAUACACUGACAUUAAGUUUGGCAAUGACGGUAAGCUCGGUGGAGAGGCCGGCGGCUCGUUGCUUGUGCUUAGCGGCGGAACGUCACAAGAAGAAUUAGACGCUUUAGACAAUGGCGAUGCCUCGUUGGUGCCGCUGUACUACGUCGAGUCCGUCGGAAAGCUCGUGGACCUUAUCAACAAUUAG